AUGGGAGCGGCAGCAUCUGGUGCUCAAACGCAGAUGCAAACAGAGCAUGACCCGAACGCAGCAUUCCCGUGGUGGGUUCGUUUCCUGGCCAAAGGUCUCGGCAUUCUCGGCGGUUUCAUCGCAGUAUUCUUCGCUGUUCUCGGUCUAAUCUCUUUCUCGGCCACAUGCAUCAUUGCUGUUUUAUUGCAACUAAGUAAUCAUAAAAUUUACAGAAUGGGUGUGAUACCGAUAGUGAUGUGUGCCGAACUGAAUACGGUGCUGGGUGCAGGCAUGAUAUUCGCGUCAGGAACUGUGUACGGCUUUAUGGCACUCGGCAAAAAAGCUGAUCUGAGUGGUGCGGGUGCUGGCACUGACCCGGCGUGGAACGCUAACCUCACACAGCAAACACCACCAUCAUCGUUCGGCAAUCCGUCUAUGGCAUAA
Anisakis simplex (herring worm) is the source of this 423-nucleotide messenger RNA. NCBI's taxonomy places the organism in Eukaryota, Metazoa, Nematoda, Chromadorea, Rhabditida, Anisakidae. The record is from the annotation of a GenBank genome assembly.